This is a messenger RNA of Phycodurus eques (leafy seadragon), 1791 nucleotides long. RefSeq lists its product as uncharacterized. Gene Ontology annotation, cellular component: MICOS complex; mitochondrion. NCBI's taxonomy places the organism in Eukaryota, Metazoa, Chordata, Actinopteri, Syngnathiformes, Syngnathidae. The transcript has 9 exons. Bases 105 to 1478 code for a protein of 457 amino acids. Gene Ontology annotation, biological process: inner mitochondrial membrane organization. The record is from RefSeq and is a predicted model, not a curated record.
GGCGGACAGUGUUGGCUGUUUUGUAUUUUUGAACGUGACGGGCCUGUCGUGAUUGUCAUCCACGUUGUGGAUUCAGUCACUCGUGGACGUGAAGUGGGUGUUUUAUGGGUGGAAACAGCCCGAGUCAUCUCCACCAUGACGAAGGGGAAGGUGGAGGCGUUACUUUGGUGGAGGGCAUUCGGCUGUCGGACCGAGUCAUCAAACGAAUGAGACAGAAGCCGGUCACCCCUCCGCCGCCAAGUCCGAGUCCGCCGCCUCACGCCGACUCCACCGACCCGACCUCGUCGGUGGAGCACUUGCUGCCUCUUCUGACGGCUCCUCCUCCUGCGCAGGAAGGGCCUCCUGCACCAGGCCAUCUUCCUGGAAAACGUGGCCCUCCUCCGCGUGUCACCUUUCAACCCCCUCCUCCAGCGACCACACCUGUAGGACCAGUCCCUGCGCCUCCUCCUCUGCCUGUGGAGUCCAUUCUUCUACCUCCAAAUGGGACCACUACACAUCCUCCUACUCCACCUGCAGAGCCAGCACCUGCACCUCCUGCUCCGCCUGUAGAGUCCAUUCAUCUACCUCCAACUCAGCCCACUCCACCUCUUCCUCCACAAGUAGACCAAGCACCUGAACCUCCAGAGUCCAUUCUUCUACCUCCAUCUGAGUCCACUCCACCUCCUCCUCCACCCGUGGAGUCCGUUCUUCUCGCUCCUGUCGCCCCACCGCCUCCGCCUUGUUGCCCCGGUGUGAAUCUGGCCGCGGUGGUGCCCACCCACGAGGGACCCAGCGAAAGCUUCACCCCGCCGCCCGCCAAGGAGCCGCCGCCAUUCCUUGAGGCGGAGAAGGAAGUCGCCGCCUUUGUCCAGGCAGCGCCCCCUGCAGGAGCGGCCUCUCUGGUUUCGCCGGAGGUUUUUGAGAAGGAAGUGAGGCGGAAAAUGAAGGAGGAGAUGGACCGAGGUCUUCAGAAGGAGAUUGAGCGCAGGACGGAGGAGCUACAGCUGCAGCUCGAAGCGAUGCGGGCGCAGAGCCACACGGCAGCCGGCUCGCGGGCCGAGGUGGCGGAGCGGGUGAAGGCGGCGCUGGAGGCAGACAAGGCGGCGUACGAGGCCGGCCUCCGGCGAGCCGUCGCAGAUGAGCGCCGCGGGACGGAGGACGAGAGGCUGGUGAUGCAGCUUUACGCUCGGCAGCUGGAGGAGAAGGAGGAAGCCUUGAGGAGACGAGGCGCUCUCUACGAGGGGCGCAUCGUCAAACUUGAAGCCAAGUGCACCGACUUCUACAAAGCGACCGCUGAGAGUUUCCAAAAAGGCAAAGAGGACGCACACAGGCGUUUUACGCGCUUCAACAUUCAGCCAGUGUGUGGAGAUUUGCAGAGUCAAGUGCUGAAAUGUUACCAAGAGCAACCGGGAAAGAGUCUGUGUUGCUCCGGGAUCGCGUCUGCUUACAUGCGAUGUGUGCAGCGGGCCAAGCAAAGUCAACCGAGCACUGCAAGAUAAUCAUCGUUAGUAUCACGUGUGACUUAUUAGACCACUGGUGAGGGCAACGUGACACACUUUUCAGUUUCCUUCACUCGCACAGACUGCAAGGUAGUUUCUCCUUUUUUAACAUGCAUUGCAUUCUUUGCUUUUUGGGCUCGUCUUCAAACCAACUGUGCUCAUCACAAGUCAUCACAAUGCGUUGAAAGUAUUUCCGAGCCUGUUUUAGUUUGAGCGCGGUUUGGAUUCAAGUCCGGAAUAUUCGGCUAUCGUAUAACAUGUAACGCGCUUUGAAAUUGUGAAUAAUCUCUCAAUAAACUUUUGCACAAGACAA